This is a messenger RNA of Penaeus chinensis, 2386 nucleotides long. Its product is annotated as mucin-2-like. The coding region runs from base 211 to 1836 and encodes 541 amino acids. Gene Ontology annotation, cellular component: membrane. NCBI's taxonomy places the organism in Eukaryota, Metazoa, Arthropoda, Malacostraca, Decapoda, Penaeidae. The transcript is spliced from 4 exons. The record is from RefSeq and is a predicted model, not a curated record.
UUCUCUCAGAGGUCGAUUGAGUCCGAGACCUCUUCUGGUAGAUUUCGUUUUUCGAUACACAUUUCGUGAUUUUUUUUUUUUUUCUCUUAGCCUUCUGUCUCAAAAGUCCGAAAGACAACAGAAGUGAGGAGUGGAUCAGAUUUUUUUUUUUCUCUCUCUCUGAGGAGCCAGAUUUACGCGUCUGUGAAGAAAAAAGGGAUCUGUGGCAAGAUGACGAGGCGCUGGCGAUGGAGUUCGCUUGCUGCUCUCGUGCUCGUUGCGGCCCAUCUCGUCGCCCAGACUGGGGCAGCCUCCAACGACCUGGGGAUGCUGGAGGAGGCCCGGGAAGCCCUGAACCACGCGGAUGAAGCGCUUACAUCACUUGAAGAUCUUGUGUUCUCCAUUAUCUCAACGACAACGGCCACAAGUACAACCUCAAGUACACCCGCAAACACAUCUUCGACUGUCGGAGGAAGUACGUUGUCGACGUCUGUUCCUGCAUCGUCGACGUCGCCGGUUACGUUUACAACACCACCUUCCGGGCAGUCUACUACAAGCGUUUCAACUACGAAGGAAACUACCCCUGUACACCCCACAGGGAAUACCAUACCAUCUACAGAAUCGACGGGAACUUCAAGCACAGGAAAACCCGUAACUACGGAUAGUACAGAACCUCCAAUAACACCAGAACCUACAACAACACCAAAGGUAACAACAGAGCCAACAACAACACCAGAAUCUACAACACCAAAAGUAACAACGCCAGCGCCAACAACAACACCAAAAGUGACAACAACGCCAAAAGUAUCAACGACAGAGCCAACAACAGAGCCAACAACAACACCAAAGUCUACAACACCAGAAGUGACAACGCCAGAGCCAACUACAACACCAAAGUCUACAACACCAGAAGUGACAACAACGCCAGAGCAAACAACAACACCAGAAGUGACAACAACGCCAGAGCAAACAACAACACCAGAAGUUGCGACAACAACGCCAGAGCAAACAACAUCAGAGCCAUCAAAAGAGCCUGGAACAACAACACCAGAGCCAUCCAACCCGACCAAAGGCUUUAAAUCGUUCCCUGUGAUCGAACGGCCUCGCCAUCGCCCUCCUCUCUUCUUCCUAGACUUUUACAAAAAUAAAGAGAAUACUGAAGCCACUACAGUUCCCUCUGAACCGUCAGACUUGUCCUCGGAGAAAUCCACGACCAUUUCAACCCCCGAAGUAUCACCGACGUCUUCAGAACCAUCUACGGCUACGACCAAGCAGAGUACGACCUCGGGGCAGUCCACGAGCGAGUCAACGACGACCGAGGUGACGACUACUGAAGUGCCUGAUCUAAGACCCUGGUACGAAAAAGUUGACAGCACUGUGAACAACAUCAGGAACCUGUCGUUGGAUAUCCAGGAAGGCUAUUUAGACGACUACCAGGCCGAGAGAUUGGACAAUGAGGCCGCGUUUCUGGAGGGGCUGGUGGCGGAGGGCGAGCAGAACACGAGUCUCGUCCUCGAACUUUCUCCGGAGACGAUGCAGCUGGUUCUUAACACGUCCGAAACGGUUCGGGAGGCAACCGAAGACGUCACGGCCGAGAUCGAGGAGAUCUUGGAAAAUUUAACGACAGUGAUUAUCGUAUCAGUGCUGUUGUCACUGCUGUUCGUGGUCAUCCUUAUUGCAUUGGUGAUCAUUUUCAUCCGACCCUGGAGUGGAGGCUGUGGCAAGCCUAGGAAAGACCUGAGGGCCGCUGCUCGCGACGUGGCAGUGGACGAUGAGUUCCCCAACGCAACCUUCGUACAGCACAAGGUGGAAGUGUACAGAACCUACGGUAAUAUGGUCGAGAUGAAGCCGGUUUAGCCAUUUUUUACGGCUUGGUGCUUUUUGUGAUGGAAGGACUUAUAGUAUGAUUGAAACUCUCUGCGAGAGCAUUUGAAAUACUUUUGAGGAAUGAUAAUUGUUGAAAUAAAGAUUGAUCAUGGAUUGAAGUACUGGCUACCUGCGCAUGUAGUGGUACGGCAUACAUUCGAGAUAUCACGUCGCUUGUAUUAAAAUCAUAUAUAAACUGAGUAAAGUGAUCUUAGCCAUUCGAGUGGCUCCGUUAGUAACUAGUUGUAUCUAAUGAUACAGUUUAGGCUUAGGGUACUUUUUAAAAAAUUAAUCAUAUACUGUUUUUCAAUUUCUAAUAAGUACAGUCACACCUACUAUGCACAGGAGAUUAAACUGUGUAUGUCUUAAUUAAUAACUUUUCUAACUUAUGGAGAACUUUAACUUUCUCUAAACUUUCCUGUCCUACUUCCUGGUUAUAAUUGUCUCUUUAGUCAACAGUAUGUACUGAUUUUGUUAAUAUUGUAAUGCAUUGAUUGCUAAUUUAUUUGUGUACACUGAAAAUAAAACAUAAUCUUUUAAA